AUGCGUUCAUUCCUUAUUUUAGCUUGCCUCCUCGGCACAGCUCUAUCCGCUCCUUUCCAAACAUCUUCCCUAGACACCACCCGCGAAGGCUUUAUAAAAGCUCAUCCCGGCGGUACAAACAACGUUGAAGUAACAGAUAACAAUCUCCUCAACGGCACAUACGCCAAGAACAAAACUCGCGUUCUAACACACCGCGCUGAACAAGCGACGUUGCCACUGAAGCUAGUGAACAACUUCAGCGGCGGAAACGUCAGAGCGUAUAUCUCAGGGUUGGACUCUGACGGCACUGUCGUCUUCAUCGGAGCGAGUGGAAACCUUGUGUAUCCUAAAUCAGGAGGUUCGAAAGUGCCUGUUGAGAUCAAGGAUAACAUUGCUAUUCCUCUCCCACCACAGGGUCAGACUCUCGAGUUUACGGUGCCUAUCUCCAUGAGUUCAGGGCGUGUUUAUUUCGCCAAUGAAGAUCUUCACUUUUUUGUCGUUGACAUUGGAAGUGGCGAUGGUUUAGUGCAGCCCUCUGUUACGAAUCUUCAAGAUCCUAGUGCGGGUGUAGACUGGGGUUUUGUGGAAUUCACCUACACGAAUGGCGUUCUGUACGCCAACAUCAGCUAUGUCGACUUUGUGGGUAUACCGCUUGGUAUGGGGCUUUCCCUCAAAGAUGGAAGUACACAGUCGUGCGCCGGACUGGAGUCUGGCGCUGUGAGCAAGAUCUGCGAUGAUCUUGUCAAGCAGAAAGAUGCGGAUGGGAGAGCUUGGACGUUUAUGUGCAUUGCGAAUGCCCAGGGUAAACCAGUUCGUGUGCUUUCGCCGGGAAACCAGUAUGAUCUUGAACCGAUUACCUUUGGGGACUAUUGGGAUACUUAUGUCAACGAUGUAUGGAGUAAAUACUCCUCGCAGGACCUCAUUAUCAACACGCAGUCUGAAGCAGGCAAUGUCAAGUGCCGUGUCACGGGCGACCAGCUCACUUGCGAUGGCGACAACAGAGGAUACGGCAAACCCAACACCAAGGACAUCUGGGGUUGCAACAGUGGUCCGUUCACGGUGGUGGAAGGUGAUAAUGCAGUUCAUGCGGCAGUUGUUCCUCGACUCUGCGCAGCAUUCGUUCGAACUACACUCCUUGUUGACGGAGGCGAUACACAGCCCAAGUUAGGGCAGGAAGCGUACUACAAGAAUGAUCCUACGAGCCACUAUAGUCGGAUUGUUCAUUCGUAUGAGGUCGAUGGCAAGGGAUACGCGUUUCCAUAUGAUGAUGUCAACCCGGAUGGGAAUGAGAAUGCAUCGGGUGUUGUUUCGGGCGAGCCGGAGACUUUGACGAUUUUUGUUGGUGGGCCUUCUGCAUAG
Messenger RNA from Fusarium oxysporum Fo47, 1338 nucleotides. RefSeq names its product glycoside hydrolase family 64 protein. Lineage: Eukaryota; Fungi; Ascomycota; Sordariomycetes; Hypocreales; Nectriaceae. The transcript has a single exon. The record is from RefSeq and is a predicted model, not a curated record. Bases 1 to 1338 code for a protein of 445 amino acids.